ACUGACCGAGCUGUGCUCGCAGUGAUGCAGCCUCGCUUUUACCGGCUCCCGCUCCGCCCGUGGCUACUGAAGCGUGCAGUGGUCGUAUAUAACCGACGCUCAUGAUGUGUGCGCCAGUUUAGUCUCAGCUGCGCCGUGAGCGUCCGUGGCGAGCCGUGAGUGUUCGUGCCGCGACGUGAACGUUAGUGCAACUGCAGAGCUGUUUGUGGAGGAUUUUUGGAACGCAAUGAGGAGCACAGGAUGCGUGGUGCUGUUUGUUAUGUUCAUCUCACUGAACGGCAUUGAUGCCGAACAAACUCGCCCGAAGCGCCAGUAUGGAGCACCGCGACCGUCAGGAGGGGGACGGCAGCAGAAACAGCCGUCACCGUCCUACGGCUCCCCCGCCCCCGCCCCCGCGCAGCCCUCCUACCAGGGUUUCCAGAUCCCCUCAGCCGCUCCGAUAACCCCGACCAAUAACCAGCAGAGCUACGGUCAGCGUAGCGAGCCGAAAAACAGGCAACAGUACGGCACACCCAAACCACAGCCCAAACCCCAGUAUGGCACUCCUAAACCUGCGCCCAAACCCCAGCCCCAGUAUGGAGCUCCUGCUCCUCAGCCGAAACCUCAGCCCCAAUAUGGAGGUCCUGCCCCUGCUCCUGAACCAAAGCCUCAGCCCCAGUAUGGGGCUCCUGCUCCUCAGCCGAAACCUCAGCCUAAACCCCAGUAUGGAGCCCCUCCUUCUCAACCUGAACCUAAGCCCCAAGAUGGAGGUCCUGCUCCUGCUCCUGAACCAAAACCUCAACCCCAGUAUGGAGCUCCUGCUCCUCAGCCGAAACCUCAGCCUAAACCCCAGUAUGGAGCCCCUGCUCCUGCUCCCGAAUCUAAGCCCCAAUAUGGAGGUCCUCCCCCUGCUCCUCAACCUAAACCUCAGCCCCAAUAUGGAGGUUCUGCCCCUACUCCUGAAUCAAAACCCCAGCCCCAGUAUGGAGCUCCUGCUCCUCAGCCGAAACCUCAGCCUAAACCUCAGUAUGGAGCCCCUGCUCCUCAACCUAAGCCCCAGUAUGGAGGUCCGCCUCCUGCUCCUGCUCCUAAGCCCCAGCCCCAGCCCCAGUAUGGAGCUCCUGCUCCUGAGCAGAAGCCCCAGCCUCAGUAUGACUCUCCUAAACCUCAGCCUAAGCCUCAGCCCCAGUAUGGAGCCCCUGCUCCCGAGCCAGAACCUAAGUCCCAGUACAAUGCCCCAGCGCCACAGCAGUACAGUGCCCCUGCGCCUGCGCCUGCUCCUGCCCCAGCGCCCCAGCAGUAUAACGCUCCUGCCCCAGCCCCUGCUCCUCAACAAUACAGUGCACCUGCCCCUUCACCCGCCCCUCAACAGUACAACGUCCCUGCCCCUGCCCCUGGCCCAGCGCCCCAGCAGUAUAACGCUCCUGCCCCAGCCCCUGCUCCUCAACAAUACAGUGCCCCUGCCCCUGCCCCUGGCCCAGCGCCUCAGCAGUAUAACGCUCCUGCCUCUGCCCCGGCUCCUCAACAAUACAACGCCCCUGUCCCUGCCCCCGCCCCUGCGCCCGCGCCCCAGCAGUAUAGUCCUCCUGCUCCCGCUCCCAAGCCAAGCCAGAGUUACGGACAGCCGGCAUCGCAGCCAUCAUACCAGUCACAGCAGCAGGAGGGCAAAGGUAACGACCAGGCAUCAUCAGAAUACGGUCCGAAGUACCGCGACCCCGGCCAGGGCGAGCCUGGCCAGGGAGGCUUCAUCAUGCCCUGGGACGUGCCGCAGCCCAUCCAGACAGCGCUCAAGAGCGGCCUGAAACCAGGCUGGUGAGCGGGGUCACCGCCAGGUGGCAGCAGGGGUUUGUGUCAUCGGUGGUGUGAGAAAUGUUCAAUAGAUGGCGCUGCAAGAAUGGGCGGCUGUAAUAUCAAUGUACACUGUUGGAUGGAGUGAUUGCUAAGCAUGAUGUGAUCAGUUGCUACAUGAAUUACAUGUGUGCAGCUGUUUUGUGAGCGAUUUGAACAUGCGUCCAACUAAAACGACUGCUUAAUCUGAAAAUGCUCUAACUGAAGUGAAAUGUGAAUGGAACGACAGAUUUUCAGUUGCUUUAUUAUUGGCGAUAAGGAAGAAAUUAUGGAGAGAAAAUGUUUUUCGUAGAGGCUUAGAGAAUGAUAAGGAACAAUCGAAUGUUACAUUUCACUUCCUUGUACCCCUAGGGUUCGAGUCGUGUUUGUGUCAUUAGUAAGUGUGGAUGUGUCACAUCAAGUAUUCGUAGUGAGUAGCCCUAUUUAUGGUAUCGUCUUUCAUAUGGCGGUAGUGGUCGAAGUUAUUCGAAACAUCUGACGAAAUACACAUAAAACAUCAUGUCAAA
Amphibalanus amphitrite is the source of this 2333-nucleotide messenger RNA. RefSeq names its product proline-rich protein 2-like. NCBI's taxonomy places the organism in Eukaryota, Metazoa, Arthropoda, Thecostraca, Balanomorpha, Balanidae. The transcript has 4 exons. The coding region runs from base 227 to 1795 and encodes 522 amino acids. The record is from RefSeq and is a predicted model, not a curated record.